Molecule: messenger RNA, 1519 nt
Organism: Rubroshorea leprosula
Lineage: Eukaryota; Viridiplantae; Streptophyta; Magnoliopsida; Malvales; Dipterocarpaceae
Source: the annotation of a GenBank genome assembly
GCUACAUUUCCCGGUCUGUGUUUGACGCUUAAGCGUUGAUUUGAAGAUUAUAGGGGGGGACGGGACGGGAAAGCAAGAAGAAGAAACGUCUCUCAUGGCGUCGAAUUCCUUCAAGAAUACGGUGCUGCCGGUGUCGCAUCCGCCGAUUGACCAGCUGGAGGAGGACAAAGAGCGGCCCAUCAAGAGAGGAGAUGAUCGGCUUUUCAAAGGAUCCGCCAUGACCAAGAGAAGCGCUUACGCCGCCGUCUCUUACAUGGCCUGUGCCGUGCUCCUGGUGCUCUUCAACAAAGCGGCUCUUUCCUCUUAUAACUUCCCUUGUGCAAAUGUUAUUACUCUCCUUCAGAUUAUAUGUUCUUGUUCCUUUCUGUAUGCACUGAGACGCUGGAAGAUUAUUUCCUUCACAAAUAAUGAAUCUCUAAUAAUUUCUGAUAACUCCACAAGUUUGGUGCCGUUGAAGACAUUGAUACAAACCUCUCCUGUUGCAUUCGCCUAUUUGCUUUACAUGCUAGUUGUCAUGGAGUCUGUCCGUGGUGUAAAUGUUCCAAUGUAUACCACCCUAAGGCGGACUACAGUGGUAUUUACAAUGAUUGUGGAGUAUCUUCUUGCUGGGCAGAAGUAUUCAUCAUCUAUUGUUGGAAGUGUUGGCUUGAUUGUUCUUGGUGCAUUUGUGGCGGGAGCUCGAGACUUGUCAUUUGACCUCAAUGGUUAUGCUGUUGUUUUCCUAGCCAACAUCACCACAGCAAUAUAUCUUGCAACUAUUGCCCGCAUUGGAAAAUCCAGUGGUCUUAAUAGCUUUGGCCUUAUGUGGUGUAAUGGAAUAUUAUGUGGACCAUUUUUGCUGUUGUGGACAUUUCUUCAUGGCGACCUGAAUGCUACAAUGAAUUUUCCUUAUCUGUUUGCACCUGGUUUUUUGGUUGUGUUGCUAUUUUCCUGUAUUCUGGCGUUCUUCUUGAAUUACACCAUUUUCCUAAACACAACUCUCAAUUCAGCAGUUACACAAACAGUUUGUGGUAAUUUGAAGGAUGUCUUUACCAUUGGACUUGGCUGGCUAAUUUUUCGCGGGCUUCCAUUCGAUCUUCUAAAUGUUAUUGGGCAGUUUCUGGGGUUUAUUGGCUCUGGUCUGUACGCCUACUACAAGCUUGUGGGGAAAUGAUUGCAGCUCAAGCAAUCAAUACAGCGUUAGUGGUGAUCGAUCCCUCCCUUUACUUCUUCUCGUGUUGGAAAAGACAUGCCUAUAAACUAUCUCAAGAUUGGAGAUUUUUGUUCUUUUAGAAGUUGCUGACCCAAACCUUCGAGGAAAUUAACCACUAGUCUCACGUGCUGCUACAAAUGAUAAUUUUUUUGCUCAUUUUCAUUUCUCUGCAUUUAGGCUUUUGUAUUUAUGCCCAAUUAUUUGGGGUACAAAAUUGUUAGAACAUCUGUCCUGAAAUAUUGGUGUAUAUUAUUUUCAUCUAGAUGUACAAGCAAUUAAGAAAAUUUUCUUCAAACAUGAUAUUAUCACCUAUCUGAAAUGGUCAGA